Molecule: messenger RNA, 1625 nt
Organism: Paramacrobiotus metropolitanus
Lineage: Eukaryota; Metazoa; Tardigrada; Eutardigrada; Parachela; Macrobiotidae
Product: WD repeat-containing protein 5-like
Exons: 3
Coding region: 330-1343 (337 amino acids)
Molecular function (GO): protein binding
Source: RefSeq, a predicted model, not a curated record
ACAAUUUUCAAUUUUUUCAGAUUUUACUUGUAAAGCUUAUUUAGUUUUUAAUUUUCCAAAAUGUCCAGUGUGCGGGAUUAGCUGCUGACUGGUUUUUCGCAUGUAAAUAUGUUGUUAAGGUACUUAGUCAUCUGCAAACUGCUACAUUGCCGACGUUGAGAAGUGAUAACUUGUGAGUUGUUCAAUGUAGCAUCUAGCACUAGACUAGCAGUAGCAUCUAGCAGCUCACUUUUGCACUGCUCUGUCCGUACAGUGGAAUCUUCAUUUUAAGUUUCCAUUUUCCUUAUCGCAUACAUUGUCGUUACAACAUCUGCGGGUCUGCACACGCCAUGGCAGAAGCCACCGAUUGUGCACGGGCUGAGCCCGUCUCCAGCCAGGAUGGAACCACGAGGAAUUCCUCGACUGCUGAAAAUAAACCCACUGUUCCUCCUCCCAACUACAUUCAGAUGCACGGCACCCUGUGCGGCCAUACCCGUUCGAUAGCGUCGCUGAAGUUCAGUGCGGAUGGAAUGUUCCUAGCCAGUGCAGGCGCAGAUAAAAUGGCCAAGACAUGGUGCGUGAAGGAUGGAAAAUUCGAGAGGUCCUUCAUUGGCCACAAACUGGGUAUUAACGAUCUAGCGUGGUCGGCGGAUGGGAAAAAUUUGUUAACAUGCUCGGAUGAUAAAACGCUGAAACUCUGGAAUACCAGCACGGGAACUCCUUUGAAAACUUAUAAAAGUCACACGAAUCUCGUAUUUUGUUGUGCGUUCAAUCCGGCCAAUAAUCAGGCAGCCUCUGGCUCGUACGAUGAAACGGUCCGUAUUUGGGACGUGUCAACAGGCAGCUGUAUUCGCGCUCUUCCUGCUCAUUCGGAUCCUGUCACGGCCGUUGAUUACCAUAAAGACGGGCUCUUGCUAGUGACAUCCGGUUAUGAUGGGAUGAUUCGCCUGUGGGAUCCGAAUCAGGAUCGCUGUAUUAAGACCAUCAAGGAAGAAGAUGGCGUGCCGAUCUCACAUGUGAAAUUCUCUCCCAAUGGCAAGUAUAUUAUGGCGGCCACAUUAGACAACCGGAUCCGCUUAUGGGACUAUCAGAAGGGAAAGAAACUGAAAGAUUACACCGGUCAUCGGAAUGAGAAGUACGCCAUAGUGUGUAAUUUUUCCGUGACGGGUGGAAAAUGGGUUGUCAGCGGGUCGGAAGACAAUGCUGUAUAUUUAUGGGAUCUCCAGACGAAGAAGAUUGUCCAGAAGAUCGAGGGACACAAUGAUACAGUGGUAGCUGUGGCGUGUCAUCCUAAGGAAAACAUUAUCGCUACUGGCGCCUUGGAAAAAGAUAAAAUGAUUAAAUUAUGGAAAAGUGACCAUUGAACAGCUUGAAACCACGACCUGCGGGAGCUUUUAUCCCACAUUCGGCAUGCGUAAUUUCAGGGUUGGAAUACAUGUCUGCUUUUGUUUUCAUUUUGAUUUUUAAUCGUUUAUUCUGGAUUUACAUUGACGAAUAUUGCUUGUUGGUGGCGUGAAUCCGUAUUGUAUUCUCUCAACAAAUCAAAGUAGCAUUUUCACGUUGUCAGCGUUAACCCGUAUCUCAGUUUUUAUUGCACUGUUUUCUUGAAGAGUUUUGAUUUAAACUGUCAAAUUUCGUUGUCGGGA